ACUCUGCCAGGUUCUCCUGGGACUCUGGGCAGGCAGAAAGAGGAGUAAUAUUCUACGAGUCAAUAACGGAUCUAUCGGAGGACCUCGUGGCAGCGCUUCUAACGCGUGAGUGGAUGAUGUGGUGUGUUUACUGUCUCAGGAGCCUCGGUGCUCAUUCUUGGAGCAUUGAGCGGGGCAGACGGACGCACAGUCGCUCUGUAGAGUGACUGAAUGAGCUACUGUGAAAGAACCAGCAGAUGCAAAAAAAAGAAGAUGUCAGUGGCAUUGAAGAGGGGAAUAAGCGCCAAAGCCGAGUCUAGAAAAUGCGAAGCGCGUUUUUGGAGGCUUUUUCCUCACCUUGUGCUGUGUCUGUCCCUGGUCGGGUACGCAGCGCUCGGUGCGCUUAUGUUUAAGCACAUUGAAGGAGGGGUCGAGUCCACUCACAAGCCCGAAUUCCAUAAGUUUCUGGGGGAGAUUGUCACCAAGGUCCAAAACCUCACAGAAAACGUCUCCUACACACAUGAGGCUAUAGUAACGGAAGUGGAGGAUAAAAUGCGAAAUGGGUUUAACUCCACUUGGCUCCAGAGCCCGAAGAGAUGGCAUUUUUUUGGCUCCCUGUUCUUCUGCUGCACAGUGUUCACAACAGUGGGCUAUGGAGAGAUCUAUCCAGUUACCCUUACCGGUAAGGUGGCAUGUGUCUUGUACGCCAUGGUGGGCAUUCCUCUCAUGCUUCUGGUCAUCCUUGAUGUGGGAGACUUCCUUGCAAUGCUGAUGACAAGAGCCUACAUCCACAUUCACAACUUCUUCAAAAACCUCCGCUCCCGCACCUGGUCCCCAUGGAAGGCUCGGAAGAAGGCAGAGGAUUCGAGGUGCCGGACCCUGGAAGAUGGCACCUUUGUAUUUAGCCAUGAUAUCGUGGUCCGCCAACCUCUUGACAUCCGGCAGGUGCUGCACAGCCAGGCGGACUUACGUCAGAAAUCUAUUAAUCUCCAAAACAACAAAGAGAUAUUCGAGAGGAUUCUUGCCAGGGAGAAUUUAAUCAGAAGGAGCCCACUGGUCAGGAGUCUCUCCUGCCCAGAACUAGACCGGCUGGCACUACCACGCAAAAAUUACACCAUAUGGGACUUCACAGGUUUAGGGGAUGGGAUGGAAACACUGGAUGUACCCUUUGUGCUGAUCCUUUUCAUCGUGUUUUCCUACAUUUUGUUGGGUGGUUUGAUUCUACCAUUGUGGGAAACUACAAUCACGGGCUUCGACCCCUAUUACUUUUGCUUCAUCACGCUCACUACCAUUGGUUUUGGUGACAUUAUACCAAGUCACCCCAAUUACUUCAUGGUUACCUCACUCUUCAUCAUCGUCGGCAUGGCCAUUAUGUCCAUGGCUUUCAAGCUGUGCCAAACUCGACUUGUAAUCUGCUACCGCCAGUGCAUCAAGUUCAUCAGCAGGGGAAAUUCGGAAACAUUCAACAAAGAAGAGAACGAUUAAGUUACCAGGGGAAUAUAAGCCUUAUGUCCAAAAGUCAUAUAAGCUUACAGUCCUGGUUUUGAAACAGGCUCAAAACGGGAGAAUGUUGGCUCUAGUCCAGUGCGUUUUUUGCUGGCUGUUCAAUUGUAAGCAUGUGCAAAAUAAAAAAUGUGCAUUUGUCAAAGCCUUUGCCCAGUAAAGGAGAGUUAUAUAAAGUAAUUCCUAUCUUCAAUAACUUUUAACUCUGCAUAUCUAGAGUCAGUCUUGCCAUGGAAUGACUAUUAGCCAUACUAGUGUUGCAUUUGGCAAUAAGUCACUCUCUUUUAGGAAACAAAAUAAAAUGCCUCCUUAAUUUUUACCCUUUCCAGUCGAAAGGCUCCUGAGCAGGACGUUUCACAAGCAGUGACCUUUUUGUCUCAGAAGCAUAGAGGAUGACAACCAUGUGAUUUUUAAGCUAAACUUUGUUCCUAAAUUAGAAAUAACAUCAACAUUUGACAAAUUGUGUUAGAUUACUAAGAAAUGUAAACAGUAUUCAUUACCUCCACAGAAAAUGUUGGCUGAGACUAGUUAAGCAAAAAUGAAAUCAAAAUUAAGAUCAAGAGGUGUUAUUCAAAAGUUGUGAUGAUAUGUCAUUGAGCUCAAAUUCCCACAGUCUGCAUGUAUCUUGUCUGGGUCCAUUUGUAAAGUUUUUAACAUCAUGCAUGCAGGCUUUGGUCUGUAAAGAACACAUUCACUUCAGUCAUAAGCAGCUCAGUUGUUGUAACACGUUAUAUCUUUCACUGCCUGGACUAUGUAAAUGUUCUCCUUGUUUUCUUUAUGCACCUUCAUUGCUUAUACUAUGUAUUCAGUUAGUUGUCAUUCAAAUAUAUUCAUAAUCAAAUUUGGAUUGUAUAUUGCAAUUUUCAUGAAUACAAUUUCCUAUGUAGCUUUAGAGCGCACACAGGCCACGUCCACACGUAUACGGAUAUUUCUAAAAACCCGUUUCCCCCCUCCGGUUGCAAAAAAAAUCCCGUCCACACCAACAGUUUUUAAAAAAUCUCUCAGUCCACAUGGCAACGCAAAAACGAUGGAAAACGCUCACAUAAGCAUGCCAUAAGCAUGCCAGGCCAGUAGGUGGCGAUAAUAGCUGUGUCUCAUUCACAUCAAACACCGUAAAAAAGAACAUUGCGAGCAUGCGUAUUAAGCGUCCUUUUGACAGCGGCGAUUUGGAAAGAUGGCGAAAUAAGUCAACAAACACAAAGCCGAUUCAUUCGUCUGGACGGACGACGAAGUGGAGUUGCUGCUUAGAGUUACACUUGAAUAUAAAGUAAAUAAGCGCCAGGAGAAUGUCGACUAACAGCAGCGAACAGAUGUAAACAAACCAGUAGCCCGCCAUCUUGGUUAUGACGCAUGACGCAUGCUCAACACGCAAGUCGACGUAAUUACGACGUAUGUUACGACUUUAUGUACAAGAGGCCUGAGCACCUCUUGUACAUAAAGUCGUAAUACAAUACAUGCAUGGCUUCACGUGAUCAUGAAGCGUGCUUAGCACAUCAGAGAAUAACACAAAGAACAUGACUGCUACUAUACUGACUUAUGGCUUAUUUCGAGUCAUUUUACUUCGAAAAAGCCAUAACACUCCGUGAUGACUCGAUAAUGAAGGCUUUCCACGUUGUGUACCUAUGUACCUUGAGUAAGGAUCGGAGCACACUAGUCAAACGAACUGGACUUUGGGGGUAUAGCAUGCUUAGGCACGGUACAGAUUGCCUAGUGUGUCGUUAGUCAAUAUUCUAGUUAAAGCUGGAGAAUCAUUUGUCAAAGAAGCUGAGAAGUUUUACCUUUGUGCCCAGAAACUGUAUGUUACACAGUGAAUGAUGCUCCUAUUUGUUCUACAUCUAUUUGAUUGUGCACAAAUAGGCUUAUUUACAGUCAGAUAUGUCACAACUUCCUUAAAGGCUGUAGUUAUUUUCACACUAUUGCUACAAUUACUUUUUUUUUUGCACUCAAGUUUAAAAUUAAGAUGUUAUAUUAGACCGACUGAAUGGUCAAGAUACUGAAGCAGCCUGUGAUUUGUGCGGAAGGAAAACUUCCCAACAGAUUUAAAGAUUGUGAAACAUGAAUUAUGUAGAUACAAAACUGAGGUGUUUUUGUUGCAUACUAUUAUUAUGGCCAGGGUAAUAUAUUAUGUUUUACAUAAAUUGAUCUUGUUCUUCAGAAGUAGCAGCAACACCUUGAUGGACUUAAACAUGGCUCAAUUUGUAAGGUUUGGGUCUCAGUGCUAACAGUCAGAAGGCAUUUGCAUUUAAAUCAAUACAAAUUAAGUGCAGCCAUAAGAUUAUACACACAAUAACGAAUUAAACCACUCACGACAGCAAUAUGAACAUAAGGGAAUAGAGUACAUAAUGGUUUGAAAGAUGUGGCUUUCUCUGAUCCCCUGUAAAUCAUUUCCAGUAAGCACUUCCUUUGUUUUGCUGCUGAUCUGUGACACAAUAAACUUGUAUUCAUA
This is a messenger RNA of Labrus mixtus (cuckoo wrasse), 3928 nucleotides long. RefSeq names its product potassium channel, subfamily K, member 18 (gene kcnk18). The transcript has 3 exons. Lineage: Eukaryota; Metazoa; Chordata; Actinopteri; Labriformes; Labridae. The record is from RefSeq and is a predicted model, not a curated record. The coding region runs from base 211 to 1464 and encodes 417 amino acids. Gene Ontology annotation, molecular function: potassium ion leak channel activity. Gene Ontology annotation, biological process: stabilization of membrane potential; potassium ion transmembrane transport. Gene Ontology annotation, cellular component: membrane.